AUUACAUGCAACAUCAUACUUUAGCAAGUCCUUGGCCGGCAUUCAUUCAUCGUUCAUUCUCACCACGGUUGUGGCACAGCUAACUCGUGUGUGUAUGUGUUCGAAAACAACAUUAAACAUUAUAAUUCGGAUACCAAUUCAAAAAUUAUAUGUGUGAUAGUGUGUUGGUGAAUGUGCGGCGUAUUUUAAAAUACUAUUCGAUUACCGUAGUUUACAGGAAUUCCAUAAAUAUUAAGUCCGGUUCGGGUGUGAGGUACAGCUUUUAUGACUUUAGCUAAUGCUCAUUAUUUCUCUUAGCCUCAGGCCAGGUCACUUUACAGUUAGUUAAUGCCCACACAAAUACUGAGAAUUACAGGUUUAUCAACAAUGUCUUCCUAUAGUUUAUUGUAAAUCUGUAAAUUAAGCAGCACACGUUUUAGUGAUUCGCACCUGAUAUAGUGACUGACAGGAACAGGCCAGGAGAUCAGUAUUAUUAUAAGUUUUGUGUUGAAAUCAGUGCUUUUUUCUUUCUACUUGUGAAUGAAAAUUAAAAAAAAAAGCUUUGCUGUAACAAUAUAGUUUCAUAGUACUUAAUGUAAGAUGGAAAAUUCAACUGAAUUAUUAACCACAAUUAAACCAGAGGAAGCUAUAACAAAUUUACUUGGAUUAGAGAGUAACUUAACGAAUUUACUUGUAAAUAGUACAAUUGAAACUAAUCCGUCUGAACCAGAACAAUUUGCAGCUCUUAAUAAAUUUUGUGGAUCCCCUUUUUGGGAUGUAUAUUUGUCAUGGAACGUCUCCAAUCCAGAAUUUACUCCUUGUUUUGAAAAAACUUUUAUGGUAUGGAUUCCAUGUAUAUUUUUGUGGAUAUUCACUGGUUUAGAAGUAUACUAUAUGUUAAGUAGUAAAAGAUGGAACAUACCUUGGAAUUGGCUGAAUUUAUUAAAAUUAGGAAUUACAGCAACUCUUAUAGUUUUAACAAUUAGUGAUGUUGUCACGUCGUUUAAAACAGCAUCUGCGAAUGAAAGUGUGGUAUUUGACGUCGAUAUUUACUCACCUUUAAUCAAAAUUUUUACAUUUCUUCUCUCUGGCGGCUUGGUGUAUUUCAACCGGAAGUAUGGAAUGCAAACAUCUGGUUUGCUGUUCCUGUUUUGGUUCUUUUUAGCAUUAUGCGGCAUACCACAAUUUCGUACAGAAAUUAGGAGAGGUCAGAACAAUGAUAUUCCGCCGGAGCAUUAUUAUUUUUAUACCAGCUACUUAAUUUAUUACCCCCUGGUGUGUCUGAUGUUCAUACUCAAUUGUCUGGCUGAUCAAGCACCGAAAGAAAGGAAAUAUCCACAAUCUAAGCAUCCAUGUCCUGAAGAAGGCGCCAGUUUUUUGUCGCGUUUGCUAUUCAGUUGGUUCGAUCCUUUGGCAUGGAAAGGGUUCAGAAAAUCUUUAGAAACCAAAGAUUUGUGGGACAUUAACAUUGAAGACAGUUCACGAGAAUUGGUACCGGUGUUCGAGAAAGCUUGGCAGGAAACUUUGGCUAAAUGUGAAAGCGCGCCUCCUAAUCAAGUCGCCGAAGCGAAAUUUAAAUCUGACUCAGGUAGUGUGGCUUUUGUUAGUAGCAAAAAGAAGAAGGAAGCGUCCGUUCUGCUGCCGCUCGUCAAAUGUUUCGGAUCCGUUUUCCUGUUCGGAGCUCUCCUCAAAUUGUUCCAGGACCUUCUGACGUUCGUCAGCCCGCAGAUUUUGGGAUUACUAAUUUCUUAUGUCAAACACGACGAACCGUUAUGGAAGGGUUACUUUUACGCCAUCUUACUGCUUGUUACGGCAAUGGUCCAAACGCUAUUUCUCUCGCAAUAUUUCAACAGGAUGUACAUCGUCGGUAUGAGAAUUCGUACAGUACUCGUAUUGACCAUAUACAGGAAAGCUCUGAAGAUAUCGAACAGCGCUCGAAAAGAGAGCACCGUCGGUGAAAUCGUGAAUCUCAUGGCCGUCGACGCGCAAAAAUUCAUGGACCUGGUGGGUUAUUUGAACUUGAUCUGGUCGGCGCCUCUACAGAUUUGUCUCUCUCUGUAUUUCCUUUGGCAAGAACUGGGACCUUCGGUGCUAGCUGGUUUAACGUUGCUGAUCAUUUUGAUUCCGAUCAAUGGUUUCAUAGCAAACAGGGUGAAAACGCUGCAAGUGAAGCAGAUGAAGAACAAGGACGAACGAGUUAAAUUGAUGAAUGAAAUUUUGAACGGAAUAAAGGUGUUAAAGCUGUAUGCUUGGGAGCACAGCUUCGAGGAGCAGGUGUUGAAGAUCAGGAAUAAGGAGAUUAAGGUUUUGAAGCAGGCCGCUUAUUUGAAUGCCGGUACUUCUUUUAUUUGGUCUUGCGCACCGUUUUUGGUAUCGCUAGUCACUUUCGCUACCUACGUCUUGGUGGAUGAUAAACAUGUAUUAGAUGCGAAUAAAGCCUAUGUUUCUAUCUCUCUCUUCAAUAUCAUAAGAUUUCCGCUGAGCAUGUUACCCAUGAUGAUAUCAAAUUUAGUGCAAACAUGGGUGUCAGUAAAAAGGAUAAACAGAUUCAUGAACGCUGAAGAACUAGAUCCUGACAACGUACAUCAUGAGCCUUCUGAAGAUUCGCCACUUAUAAUCGAAAACGGAACAUUCUCAUGGGGAGGCGACCCGAUUCUCAAGAACAUCAACAUCAACUUGAAAAAGAAAACGUUAACGGCCGUGGUCGGUACAGUCGGUUCGGGUAAAUCCAGCUUGGUAUCGGCGUUCUUGGGAGAAAUGGAUAAAAUAUCUGGAAGGGUUAAUUCGUACGGACAAGUAGCGUACGUUUCUCAACAGGCUUGGAUACAGAACGCCACGCUUCGGGAUAAUAUUCUAUUUGGUAAAUCGUACGAUAAGGCUUUGUACAAUGAUGUAGUCGAAGCUUGCGCUCUCAAACCCGAUCUGGACAUGUUACCGGCUGGAGACCAGACCGAAAUUGGAGAAAAAGGUAUCAACUUGUCUGGUGGACAAAAACAACGAGUCAGCUUAGCCAGAGCGGUCUAUUCGAACGCCGACAUCUACUUCUUGGACGAUCCUCUCAGUGCCGUCGAUAGCCAUGUAGGCAAACACAUUUUCGAAAAGGUCAUAGGACCGACGGGUCUGUUGAAGAACAAAACGAGAGCUUUGGUAACGCACGGCAUUGGUUAUUUAUCGCAAACCGAUAAAAUAAUUGUACUGAAGAACGGUCAAAUAUCCGAAACGGGUACUUACCAAGAAUUGAUGGAUAGGAAGGGAGCUUUCUCAGACUUUUUGUUGCAGCACAUCACGGAGGAAAUAGAAACCGAAGAAGAAUUGGACGAACUCAAAGACCAGUUGAGCGAUACGCCUCUAGCAGAAGAAGUCCAACGUAAAUUGGUCAGGCACAGACUCGCAUCCGAAUCGCUCUCUGAAACCAGUUCGGAUCACCUCGGCAACGGUUCGAUCCAACGAUUAAACAGCAUAGAAAAGAGCACCCGAAAACAGUCCGUUGAAGAUUCGAAAAAAAUGUUCCAAACUGGUGAAAAAUUGAUCGAGGUGGAGAAGGCCGAAACCGGUAACGUUCGUUGGUCCGUUUACAAGCACUAUCUCAAAUCUAUCGGGAUGAUAUUCAUGCUGUCGACGCUGAUAUUCAAUAUGAUUUAUCAGGGUUUCAGCGUGGGGUCGAACGUUUGGUUAGGAGUGUGGGCUGACGAUACCAGCCUUGCUUACAAUGGUACCGUGAAUGCGGCGAAAAGGGAUAUGUAUUUGGGUGUUUAUGGUGCUCUUGGACUGGGACAAGCUAUACCCGUCAUGUUCGCUGAUCUGGGAGUUCAACUGGGAACUUUAGGCGCUGCUAUGGUCUUGCACCACAAAUUGCUCUUGGGAAUUUUGCGAACGCCCAUGCAUUUUUUCGAUACCGUUCCCGUAGGUCGAAUAUUGGCUAGGUUUUCCAAAGACAUCGAAGUGGUCGAUGAUGAUUUACCGUGGUACUUUGCCGAUGGGAUAUUCUGUUUAUUCGAGGUUGUAGGCACCCUAGUUGUAAUAAGUUACACUACGCCACUGUUUAUAGCCGUAAUCAUACCGCUAUGUAUUAUCUAUUACUUUGUACAAAGAUUCUACGUGGCCACGUCCAGACAAGUCAAGCGAUUGGAAUCAGUGUCGCGAUCCCCGAUCUAUUCCCACUUUGGCGAAAGCGUAUCUGGCGCUCAUGCCAUAAGGGCGUACAACCAACAAGAUAGAUUCAUCAGAGAAUCAGAACAAAAGGUAGAUCUGAAUCAAAUCUGCUACUAUCCCGGAAUCAUAUCGAAUAGAUGGUUGGCUGUCAGAUUGGAAAUGUUGGGCAACCUGAUCAUAUUCUUCGCCGCUCUGUUUGCGGUUAUCGGAAAGGAUACUGCUCCUGGAUUGGUGGGGCUGUCUAUUACGUAUGCAUUACAGAUUACCCAAACGCUUAACUGGCUAGUCAGAAUGACUUCUGAUGUAGAAACAAACAUUGUAGCGGUCGAACGUAUCAAGGAAUACGGUGAGGCGCAGCAAGAAGCAGCUUGGGAAGUACCACACAAGAACCCACCGUCUACCUGGCCAUCAGUUGGUACAGUAGCGUUCAAAAAUUAUUCCGUAAGAUACCGCCCGGGUUUGGAUCUGGUACUGAAAGAUGUCGAUUUCGAAAUAAGGGGCGGGGAAAAAGUCGGUAUCGUAGGCAGGACCGGUGCCGGUAAAUCCAGUUUGACAUUGGCAUUAUUCAGGAUAAUUGAAGCAGCUAAAGGAAAUAUUUUCAUCGAUGGCGUCAAAAUCGAUGAACUAGGUUUACAUACGUUAAGAUCGAGAUUGACAAUCAUACCUCAAGAUGCUGUUCUGUUUUCUGGUUCAUUACGUUUGAAUUUGGAUCCGUUUGAUGCUCACAGCGAUCAGGAUGUUUGGAGGUCAUUGGAACACGCUCAUCUUAAAGAAUUUGUUGAAGGAUUAAGUGCUGGUUUAAACCACGAAGUGACAGAAGGAGGGGACAAUCUGUCCGUUGGGCAAAGGCAGUUAAUCUGUCUUGCGAGGGCCCUACUGAGAAAAACGAAAAUUCUCAUUUUAGACGAGGCCACCGCAGCCGUCGAUCUAGAAACUGACGAUCUCAUCCAAAAAACAAUCAGGACAGAGUUCAAGGAUAGCACAGUGCUUACAAUCGCGCACAGAUUGAAUACUAUUAUGGAUUCGGACCGAGUUAUCGUUCUGGAUAAAGGAGAAGUCGCCGAGUUCGAUACCCCGGCCAAUCUGUUAGCUAAUGAAAGAUCAAUAUUUUACAGUAUGUCACGUGAUGCAGGAUUAGCUUGAUGUUUUUAGGUUUCUAUCUAAAUAAUAAAAAAAAAAAAUAUCGUGAAUACCAGUUGCCAAUCUGACAUACUUAUUUAUGUUUUUGUUAUUUAUGUAACAUCACUUCAUAGAUUCGAGAAAAAAGUAAGAGGUUUUUGAGGAAUUUUAGACGUGUUACUCCCAAAAUGAUUAGAUGCGUUGUUCACACGUCUAGGUUCGCGUAAUAAAGUAUUGAAUUUUAUUUUUGGAAUUGAAAAGAUUUUAGUUUUUUUAUAAAACGAUGUUGAUUAUUUAAAAUUUGCUUGAUUAAAAUAAAGGAUUACAAAUGUGCCACAUAAAUAUUUGAUUUAAUCAAGGGUAAUAUACCAAGACCUUAAUAAUACUCAGCUAUUUUUGUUGAAUCUAAAUCUUGAGAAUAUUUUAGCAUUAAUAAUCUGAUUAGAGCCCGAAACUUUAGCAAUGCAAAAAUUAUGUAGAAUCAAAUUGAAAAACGUUCGAGAAAUUUAGCAACAACAAAAAUGGCAGAAUAUUAAUCAAGGUCGUGUUAUAUUUGGGACGACUAUUUUACUAGAUCAAAUAUUUAUUUCUCUAGAAAAAUAGUCGCUGAUAUUUGGUCUAGGAAGAUAGUCACAAUUAUUUUUUAUUUUAUGUACUUUGUGUUAGGAAGUUCAGACCUUUUUAUUCCUACUUCUUUUGGUCUUGAAUAAUUUUACUAUAAAUAUGAUUUUUCUUUUACUCCUUUUAUUUCUACUACUUGAUUUAAUAUUUUCAUGAAAGGAAAAUACAAAUUACUCAAGUAACGGAUGUAUUUUUAAAUAUCCAACUCGAAACUUCAAUCAAUACUCUUUUUCCUUUUUAAUUUUUCUUUAAAAAAAGUUUUCUUUUAACCUUAAUUCAUAAUUUUUCAAGGAAUUACCCAUGCCGCGAUAACUCGAAAUUAUAGUCGCGGUUUCUUUUAAUAUAAGUCGUAUUGAACAAAAUCAAUAAUUUCCAUUCUUAUUCCUACUUCUUCGAAUUGAUUUAAAAUUUAAAAAAAUAGUAUCAAAAGAAGUAGGAAUGUACAGGAUCACUAAUUCUCAGAUUAUUUUUAAUUUGUUUUUGUGUUUGUUUUAAUCAUCUCGUCCUACCUUUAUUGGGCUGCUCAGAUUUGCGAUUUACGUGAAAAAUAAUUUUUUGUUAUACGUUUUAUAUAUAUUUUUUGGACAUUUCCAGAUAGAAAAUUUCGUUGUUUUUUCUUUAAUAAAAAGAAAAUAUUUCUUUUCAUGAUAUAAUUAGUUUGGAAAAAGUAUAAACUGUGUAAUUACGUCUGAUCUCGUUUUUUAUUAUUUCUGCAUAGAAUAUUUUGAAUUCUAAUUCUUUAAAAAUCACUUUGGGAGUAGUAAAUUCACGUGCAAGUAAAAUAGGAAAGUGAAACAACUGAGGAUGGGUUUUCAUUGGGCAUUAAGAGGUUGUUUUGCACAACUUCUCCAUAAUGCUGUCCUGAUGAAACCUGAAACUGUCUGUCCUGAGUUGGUUUGCUAUCCUAAAUGCGAACAGCUCUUUAGGGAAAAGGUGAACAAUUUAAUGACGAUAAAAAGAUAUUUUUUUUCUAAAAUUUAGCUGAAACUCUCAUUUAUGCUUACCUGAUACCAACAUAUUUUCUAUUUUUGUACUUAACUGUUACUUAAUACCGUUUAGUACGGAACUUAAGCCAUGGAAAAAAAUACUUAAUACCAGCCUAAUAUUUAUGAAUAUUACCUCAAAUGAUUUUUCGAUAGCCAUAAGAAUUUUAGCAAAAUUCAGUAUUCUUGCCAGUUUGUUUGUAAAUAGGAACUAUUU
Messenger RNA from Psylliodes chrysocephalus, 7071 nucleotides. Lineage: Eukaryota; Metazoa; Arthropoda; Insecta; Coleoptera; Chrysomelidae. The record is from the annotation of a GenBank genome assembly.